ACUUUGCACAUAACAUGAUUCUUUUUGAUUGGUGUAUCUUCCGGGUUGUUCGCCUCUGGGGCAACCCUACUAGCUAGUAGUUGGUUGCUGUGUCCAUGGCUGGUCCAUCAACACUGCAUCAACUUUUCUCACAAUCUCACUCUACGAGUAGCUAGAUAGCCAGAUCUAAUACGCUCUCUCACUCUCUCUUCUACUUUGCCACCCAAUAACUGGAAACAAUGGAGAUCAUUCGAAUGAAUAACUUUGCCGCUUCCAUGCUCUGCAACGGGAGGAACGAAGACGCCAUCCGUUAUCUGCAGAAUGCUCUUGCCGGUCUCCGCGGCGUGGUCAACCAUGUCGGAACCAACGAGACGAGAAGUCAUCCUCCCUGCUCCUCUUGUCAGCACGGCUGCCAUGGCUGCCACAGAGAGGAACCGCAAGCCCCGCUCAACAUUACGGCUGUUCAAAACGAGGAACUCACAGAAGAUGGCACGGUCCAAAAUGCCUUUGAAUUCUACGAUAAAGUGUUCCUGAUCUCUAACACCCAAACCCACUGCUGCUGUCCGGCUCAGUUGGAGAAACUCCAACACAUGCUCCUCGCCGUCAUCACCUACAAUCUCGGCACUGUGAGCCAGCGAAUGGGAAUCCAAUACGGCAAGUCAUGGCACUUUGCCAAGGCCAUGCGCUUCUACGAGCUCUCUUUCUCCACCAUUGAGAACGUCCUCCAAGAAUACGGCUUUGAUGGCAACCUAAUCAUGCUACUUUGCAGUCUAUACAACAACAUGGGUCACAUCCAUGCCAGGUCCAACGAUAUUGAAGAUACCAAGUUCUGCCUUGAGUGGCUGCAAAGGACCGUCAACGCGGAGGAGUUCAGCAACUGCAACGCCAUGUGUGACGACGACUAUUGCUUCUUCUCGCAGUAUCUCAUGUUCAGUUCCACCCACAAUCACUUUCGCUCUGCGCCUGCUGCCUAAGCAAACAAUGAGCUCCCUCCACACUACUUCUGCUUAUUCUCCAGCUAGCUGCUUUCAUGGCUGGCUACUAAUACACAAAUUUUGCUUCGCUCUCCAUUAAUAAACAACAUUAAACAUAAUACAUCAUGAUGCACCC
Molecule: messenger RNA, 1089 nt
Organism: Seminavis robusta
Lineage: Eukaryota; Bacillariophyta; Bacillariophyceae; Naviculales; Naviculaceae
Source: the annotation of a GenBank genome assembly